Molecule: messenger RNA, 408 nt
Organism: Kwoniella botswanensis
Lineage: Eukaryota; Fungi; Basidiomycota; Tremellomycetes; Tremellales; Cryptococcaceae
Exons: 2
Coding region: 1-408 (135 amino acids)
Source: RefSeq, a predicted model, not a curated record
AUGGCCGACGCUCAAUCUAUCGCUCAACAAAACCCCGGUCUCGAUACCAAACACGAUUCUGCAGGUGCUAAACACCCAGCUACCGGUGGAUCAGGUAACCCCCAAACUGGUGAACCAUUCGAACACGCCAAACCUGACGCUCAUCAACGACUCGAUAGGAAAGACGAACGAUCUCACCCUAAUGCUCUCGAGGAUGCUCAGCGAGUAGAGAAAUUGGAGAAGGAAGCUGAAAAGGAGCAUGAAGAUGCUCUUAGACAUCCUACUGCCGCUGCCAAGGCACACGGUAACAAGCCCUCUGCGGGGGCUGUGAAGGAUGAGAAGAUCUUGGAUGAGGAAGAGGAAGAAUUGAGAAAGAAGGAUGAAGCUAAGAAGCAAUCUGCUGAAGCUCACAAAUCAAAGCAUCACUAG